AUGGAGAUUGCCGGAUUAGAUAAAUUUGCCCUAGCUCAAGCUGCAAAUCUCCAAUUUUUGUUCACUAAAGCUGGAUUAAGCAAUAUUGCUGAUCAACAAUUAGCAAAGUUAGAUGCUCAGCUAAUUUUAGGAUUUGACUCACAAGAGGAUCAAGGGAAAUUUGUGGCUGCCUAUUAUACUAUUGCCAAUUUAACAGAACUAGAAACAAUUGAGGUAGCGGAAGUAACAGAAAUACCCGAUACAAUAGAAGUAGUCAAGGUAGUAAAUGUGAUAGCAGAAGACAAGCAUCAAAGGAAAAUUAGAGCAGUAGAUGAAGUAGAUAGCACUGACUACUUAGCAACAGAAGAGCAGUCAGUUACCAGCAAAGCAAGGAAUCUUCAACAGGUCAAUAUUAAUCCAGGAAUCGAUAAAUUAGUAGAAUACCAGCAAAAGCAUUUUGGCCAGUAUACGGAAAAAAUACAGGAACCUACUCAGCUUAAACGCUAUCGUCGCUCUGAUAGUGAUGAUGAAAGAGAAAAUAACAGAAAGUUAUUUUCAGCUAUAAGCAAAGGUAAAGUACAGAAGGUUGAAGAACUUCUAAAUUCAGGAGUACAAGUUAAUGUUGUAGAUAAAAAUAAUAAAGAUAACACCCCUUUACACUAUGCUAUUGAAAAGAAUAAAAAAGAAAUUGUUAAAUUACUUUUAAAACAACAGGGAAUAAAUAUUAAUGCUAAGAAUGAUAAAGGUAAGACACCACGAGAUUUAGCUAGAGAUCAAAAUAAUCAAGAGAUUCUUGAUAUGUUAGAGGAGCAUCUGCAGAAACAUUCCAGUUCUGGAGUUGAUUCUCAACAGCAAGGAUCUCAACUAAUAUCUGCUGGUACUGAUCAGCAAGUAGCGGGAGGAUCGGCUAUUGAUCUACCAUCAAUUCAGCAAUCUCCUCUAAAAAGAAAGGCAACUAACAGUGAUGAAGAAGAUCGAGAAAAGGAUAUAGAAGCAGAUGAAUUACUCAAGGUAGACAAAGAUCACAAUACGCAAUGGCAAGAAGCCUUGCAAAUAGAUAAAACAGGUCUCUUCAAAGACUAUUACUACCCGUUGAUUAGGGAGAUGUGCUGCCUAAAGAAACAACAGAAUUUAGAGAUGCUGUAA
Oppiella nova is the source of this 1125-nucleotide messenger RNA. The record is from the annotation of a GenBank genome assembly. Lineage: Eukaryota; Metazoa; Arthropoda; Arachnida; Sarcoptiformes; Oppiidae.